Molecule: messenger RNA, 1906 nt
Organism: Saccostrea echinata
Lineage: Eukaryota; Metazoa; Mollusca; Bivalvia; Ostreida; Ostreidae
Product: GDP-fucose protein O-fucosyltransferase 2-like
Exons: 9
Coding region: 1-1299 (432 amino acids)
Biological process (GO): protein O-linked glycosylation via fucose
Molecular function (GO): peptide-O-fucosyltransferase activity
Source: RefSeq, a predicted model, not a curated record
AUGGAGACGAAAGAAGCUGUGAAGUUGGUUUUUACAUUAAUUUUAUGUUUGUGUGAUCUUGUACGCACUGAUACAGACGAUGACAUAGCAUAUCAAACAGGAGGAGAUGAUUCGAUGAAAUUUGGGCAGGCAAAGGCUGUUAGGUAUCUGCUAUAUGAUGUCAAUCCUGGGGAGGGUUUUAACCUGCGGCGUGAUGUGUACAUGAGAGUGACAACACUUGUCCAUGAGCUGAACAAGGAGGAGCCUUGGGUGCUUGUCCUGCCACCUUGGGGCAGGCUGUAUCAUUGGAAGUCUCCAGAGUUUGAGCAGAUUAAAAUUCCUUGGUCAACAUUUUUUGAUCUUCCCAGUUUGCGCCAACAUGUACCAGUACUUGAAUUUGAGGAAUAUCUGAAGGUGAGAGGUGAGCCAGUGAUAGAUGAAGUAUAUUACUUACAGAGCUUCAAAGGGGGCUGGACAAAAUGGGAGGAAAAGAUGAAUAUCACGGAGUGUAAUGAUAGAACUGGAUUUGUGCAGGAUGAAGAUGGUAAUUGGCAUCACUGGUUCUUUGGAUAUGAGGAAGUGUAUGCUAAGAAAUUUGCCUGUCUGUCUUACAUGGGACAUGCUACAUUUAUAAAGCCGUUUUUACUGAAGAACACCACUGGAAGGUGUAUAAUGCUCCCUCGGGCAGAAACCCUUUUACACGAUCACUUUGGGGACACUGGCUAUUGGAGAGCUAGAAGGAGCAUGGUUUUUGCGAAACAUCUGAGAGAUAUUGGUGAUGAAUUUCGAUGGGAAAACUUGGAUUCCACAGACGAGGGGGAUGAAACAGUGUUAGAGGACUGGACUAAAAUGAAGAGAAAGCAUGGUGACGCCUUAGGUGGACCUUAUGUGGGGAUACACUUAAGAAGGAUGGAUUACCUGUAUGCCAGAGAAGGAAAUCUACCCUCCCUAAAGGGGGCUGCCAAACAAGUGAAGAAAAUCCUCAAAAAAUAUAAACUGAAAAAAGUCUUUGUAGCAACAGAUGCACCAAGUGAAGAAUUUGAAGAAUUUCAAGGCUAUUUUAAGAAAUCCAAAGUUUACCGAUUUAUACCUUCAAAAGAAAUCAAGGAAAAAUAUAAAGAUGGAGGAAUAGCAAUAAUAGACCAAUGGAUAGCAGCCCAUGCAAGGUAUUUUAUUGGAAGCUAUGAGUCUACUUUUUCUUUUCGAAUACAAGAAGAGCGGGAAAUAUUAGGAUUUGACCCUGAAACGACCUUCAAUAGAUUCUGUCCUGAUGAUAAUUUGGAUUGUGAGGGACCUUCAAAGUGGAAAAUUGUAUAUUAGAUACUAGAGUUCCAUUAUAUGUAUCCAAAUAAUCAAAGCUUUAAAUUUGUUACAUAUGUUUUAGACAAUUAUAUUUUUUGUUCGAGAAAAGCAGUAUGUCAAUUUCACUGAAAUGGUAUAUACAGUCAAACCUUGUUAUCUCGAAUAUGAUAGGACCAAAAAAACUUCUGAGGUAUCAGAGGAUUCGAGAUAUUGAGGGUAAAAUACAAAAAAAAAAGAGGUUGGGACUUCUAAAUCACUUUGGCAUGUCUGUGGCAUUGGAGAUAUCAGUGUUUGAGAUACUGAAGUUCAACUGUAAAUGAUAAUGUCAUCUUCAUUGAAAGAGUAUAUAAAUAAUGUAUAUUGAAACAAGAUCGGAAGACUUUUGUGAAUUUGAUCUCAGGAAUUCCAGCAUGUUCUCAGAAUUUGUUUUGAAAUCUUUCAGUAUUAUAGAAUGGUUUGGAAGUUAUUUUGUUGCAAGAAUUCUCUCAUUUUCAAUGUAUGAGUAUACUGUAUCUGAUUCGAGAUAAUUUUAUUAAACGUGUCCUAAUUCUGAAACCACAAAUAUUUCUUUUUUUGUUACCCAUCCUACCAUUGUUCAAUACAUAAUGUAAACCCCCCCCUCCCC